Molecule: messenger RNA, 6231 nt
Organism: Andrographis paniculata
Lineage: Eukaryota; Viridiplantae; Streptophyta; Magnoliopsida; Lamiales; Acanthaceae
Product: transcriptional activator DEMETER-like
Exons: 20
Coding region: 495-5981 (1828 amino acids)
Biological process (GO): base-excision repair
Molecular function (GO): DNA demethylase activity; 4 iron, 4 sulfur cluster binding; DNA N-glycosylase activity
Source: RefSeq, a predicted model, not a curated record
CCCUUUUAUGCUUGUUUGUUUCUCUCUCUUCAUGAAAAUGAUGCUCUGCUUUCAGUUUCAGUACUUUGGCCUUCAGAGCUUCACCAGAAAUCAAUAAUCUUAGGUUUAGUCGCAUCCCAAUCUCAAUCUCAAUCUCACUCUAAUUCAAACCAGAUUCUUCAUGGAUUUCUAGGUUUGGUUUUAGCAGAAUUCAUACUUUCCUAGCCAUGGGAAGGGAUUUCUCAAGAUAAGAUUUUUUUUAUUUUUUUUAUUUUUCUCCUUCCUAUUACCUCUCACCAAUUUUCAUACUCCAAUCCUGCAUCAAGAAAAGUGGCAGCUGAAAAUCGGUGGACAGUUUAGUUUCUCAGGACAGGAAAGCACAAAAAAGAAUAAAAAUUCUGGUUUUAAUUGGAGAUCCAUCAGCUGGAAUUGCUUGAAAUGAUUUUCAGGGAAAAUUGGAGAGAGGGAGAGGGAUAAUUAGUUAGUUACCACCACAGUACAGCACAGCUCUGAAAAUGGAAGGCCACCAGAGUGGUUGUUCUUGGGCUCCGGCUACGCCUGCAAAGCCAAAUUCAACAAACCAGCAGCUGAUGGGCACAAAUUGGGAAGAAAAAAACAAUCAUCUUCUUGUUCAGGGGAAUUGGGGAGAAUCAUACAGAUGCACAAAUUUGUCUGAAUCAAGAACGUUAUUACCAGGUGAAUGUUUCAAUUCAGGACAUCUUGUUGAGGAUGUGAGUGGAGAUCCCAGCAAUUGGCAAGCAAAAAUGGUGGCCAGUUCCAUUUUUGCUGGGGAGGAUGUGUCUUUUGGACAUCUCCUGGCUUUAGCACAAGCAGGUGCUGCUACAGCCACCACUUCUGCAAUGCAUUUUCACCCGACGACAAUGAUGACGAGUUUCGGCCAUCCCUCGCUGCAAGAACAAGAGACUUUACCAGCAGAAACAACAGGUAUCAUCAUUCCAGAUGUCUUUACAGGUGGAAAUUCAGUGCCUUCUUCAAGGCCAGCCAUUGAUCUUAAUUCGCUGCCUACAGUUACAGAUAUUCCGGAUGCAGCAUCAAGCAAGAGUAAAUUGUCCCGAUUCGAACCCAUAACACCAAAUAAGAAUAAUCAAGAAGGGUACCUUAUGUCAAUUAGGCAGGAUUUUAGUCCAGAUGAGGUAUGUGCCGGAAAAGAUCAACAAGAAAAUAAAAUCACCAGGAGCAGGCGCGGGAGGAGAGAAAAAACUCAGAUGGUAAACAAUCUAAUGAGUGCGGCGGCAUCCACAGAACCGCAGGAGAAUAACAAGCCUGACAAGAGCGGAAAGGAUGACAUAGAUUUCAUCAAAGCUCCACAGCAGAAGACAAGGAGGAAAAAGCAUAGGCCUAAGGUGGUAAUUGAAGGAAAGGGUAAAAGGACUCCCAAAUCGAGUGCCGGGAAAUCUAAUGUUUCACAAGAUUCAACUAGAGUCAAGAGGAAGUAUGUCCGAAGGAAAGGCGUCAACAAUGUUUUAGAAGAUCAAAAAGGAAUCAACAUACCAGAAGGUAGUAGGGACAAUGGAACCACUGGAAUAGCUUCCCCGGGACCAUCGCGGUAUACUCGAAGUUCCUGCAGAAGAUCUUUAAAUUUCAACUUGGAGAGCCUAGAGAAAGAUGGAAACUCAAUGCGCUGCGCACCUGCAAAUCGGAAUGGAGGAUCACCAGCAGAGAAUUGCGAUACAAUAGAUCAAUCAAUAGUAAAUGUGGAUACAGCUCAUCAACCCGAUUUCUAUGUGAAUCCAGUACAUGAAGUUUCUGAGCAAGGUUUCGAUGUCAAGCCCUCACCUUCUAAGAAUAUUUAUCCACUUAAGUACAGCGCAGUCGCAGAUAAAAUUGUUACCAGAGAUAAAUGUCAAAUAGUUUUCUCUGAGGAGACACAUGAUAAAGAGGUUGAUAUUGUUCGAAUCAGAAUGAAUUCUGACGUGCAUAGGAAACGUAAGAAUGAUCUUAUCAGCAGCAGCACAUACUCGACUCUAGAAAGCCAAAAGAGCACUGCAACUGCCGAAGCAGAAGUUUGCAACAAAUUCAGGACUGGAACUGAUAAAAAAUCCUUACAGAUCUACCUUCCUCUGUCUUCACAUAAUGCAUUGUAUCUUCCACCAACUUGUAAGAAAAGGAGGACCAAGAGACACAAUAUGGUGAUUUCCAGCUUGCAGUACAAGGCAUCUACAGAAUGUAAUCGCGCAAAGCUUGAAGUACACACUCCAAGAGAUUCUGGUACAAAUGAGUUCACUUCAACGGCUCACACAAGCAAUUAUACACAGAAUGGAGGGCAAGUUGUUGAUAAGCAAUUAUUUUGGGGACCUCCAGAGAGAAUUAGAAAACCAAGAUCUAGAGGCCGUAAGCAACUUCGGGAUCUAUCUUCACUGCUUAAAUUUCAUAAACUGCCAGCACCUCUAGCCCGGGCAGAAGUCAAAUCCAGAAAUCAACGAGGUCUUGACAACAUACAUGAACCAAAAAGAUGCAUGGAACUCAAUGUAGCGGGCAUCUGCUCAACAAUCAUGAAAAAGAAGCGUUCAAAAAGCAUGCGUGUCAAUUCAAUAAUGCAGUACGGCCACCAACAGCUUUCAACACUAGUAAGAGGACCCUCACUGGCACUAACAUGGAAAUGCAUGCCAUCAGCUGACUCAAUUAUGGCACAACUUAACCGAUUAGAUCUAAAUGCAGAGAGCAUCCAAUGGUUAUCACAAAAUCACAAUAUUUUCACAGAGAACCGCACUCAUUAUCAAGAAAAGCAUGCUCUUGUUCCAUACCAAAGAUAUGGAGCUAUUGUCCCUCAUGAUGGUUCAUUUGAUGAAGUCAGAAGAAGGCAACCAAAGCCCAAAGUUGACCUAGAUGAUGAGACAACUCGAGUGUGGAAGCUUUUGUUAGAAAAUAUAAACAGUGAAGGCAUUGAUGGGACAGAUGAUGAAAAUACAAAAAGGUGGGAAGAGGAACGAAGAGUAUUCAAUGGAAGAGCAGACUCGUUCAUUGCGCGCAUGCGGCUUGUACAAGGAGACAGGCACUUUUCUCCAUGGAAGGGAUCGGUCGUUGACUCUGUGGUAGGUGUUUUCCUCACUCAGAAUGUUUCAGAUCAUCUUUCCAGCUCUGCUUUCAUGUCACUUGUUGCACAAUACCCAGUCGAUUCAAAGACCUACCCUUCAAAUUUGCCCGAGGAGAAACUAGGUUCUCUGUUCAGACAAGCUGAGGUAUGGGAUGUGGAUCCAGGAGGGGCAUCAAGCUCAAAGAAAGAGGUUUUAAAUCAGUCAGUGUAUGUGGACUCAAAAAGCCACCCUUCAGUUAUGCAUGAAGAUCAACUGGGUUCUAAGAUCAAAGAACCUCAGGUGCACGAUAUGGAACCAGGAGGUGUUACCUCUGAGCAAAACAAAGAAAUCUUAAAUCAGACAGUCUAUGUAGAAGAUACAGACUCGCUUCUGGACUAUGACAAUAUGAGACAAGUAGAUGGGUUUAAUUCCUUUGAAUCUGUCAUAAACGACAGCUUAAGAGGCCCAUCAACAGAAAGCUCCAAAUGUGGUCCUUUUAUGUACAAUGAAACGGUUGCAAACAAGUCAGGAAGUUCCAUUGAGGAAGGAAGAGACAUAGUAGACACAUUUUCUUCUCUGAAAUCAACCUAUACUACAAGUAAACAAACUACUGGACGAAGUGAUUGUUGCUCAGUGAGCAGCAUCUCAGAAGAACAUAUAUCUGAGGCUGAAUCGAAUAGGUUCACCAGCUCAAUUUCUUUUGGAAAGCUAUUACAGAGAGCUGACUCCAUACUAAAUGGUGUUUAUGAAGGAGAGGAAGAUUGGCAAGGGGAAUCAGAAAGAUUACCCCUUAACUUUCAGAAUUGGGACCGCUUGGAUAAAUCCAUUUUGUUCCGAACACCAAAUUUAGGAGGGAAAUCAUCACAAGAUAAUGUGUCCCAAAAAACUAGUACAUUGUUGGAAAGUUCCAGUGUGAUAAAACUUUGUGCAUCUGAAAAUAUUAGGCUUUCUACAGAAUCCGCAUCACAGAUGUCUCAGAAGAUCACAGCUGAUUGUUUCUUUGAGGGGCCAAAGUUUUCGAGUUCAAACGCUUCAUCAAGAAAAAACAACCAAGUUGAGAUAGAUCUAACAGGCCAAGAACCUGAACAAGGUUUAUUUCAAGGAAACAAUUUCAGAAAACAGGACUCAGAAGUUCCAAUUUUUCAACAAAAUAUGACAGAUGUUGGAGGUUAUAAUACCAAUCUUGAUAAUGCUAAAAUUUCAGAACACAAGGAUGUUAACUCAGACAAUAAAAACCAGGAUGACCAUCCCGGCAAGACUGUUAAUGGACCGAAAGCAAAAAGAGGAAGAACCAAGAAAACGAAAGAGAAACAAGUUGAAUGGAACCGUUUGAGAAACGAGGCACUCACAGUUGCUGGAGAAAGAAUGAGGACAGACAGAACAAUGGACUCAGUGGACUGGGAUGCUGUAAGAUGUGCAGAUGUUAAUGAUAUUGCACAGACAAUCAAAGAAAGAGGAAUGAACAAUAUGCUGGCUCAAAGAAUCAAGAACUUCCUCAACCGCCUUGUUAGAGACCAUGGAAGCAUUGACCUGGAAUGGCUUAGGGAUGUACCACCAGACCAAGCAAAGGAGUAUCUUUUGAGCAUAAAGGGUUUGGGCUUGAAAAGUGUGGAGUGCGUGCGACUUUUGACACUUCAUCAUGUUGCCUUCCCAGUUGAUACCAAUGUUGGCCGUAUAGCAGUAAGGUUAGGCUGGGUACCCCUUCAGCCACUGCCUGAGUCACUUCAACUUCAUCUACUAGAGAUGUACCCUGUAUUAGAGUCCAUUCAGAAAUAUCUAUGGCCUAGGCUCUGCAAGCUUAACCAAGGAACACUAUAUGAGCUGCACUAUCAAAUGAUCACUUUCGGAAAGGUAUUUUGCACAAAGAGUAGACCUAAUUGCAACGCCUGUCCAAUGAGAGGAGAAUGUAGACACUUUGCAAGUGCAUUUGCAAGCUCACGGCUUGCCCUCCCAGCACCAGAAGAAAAACGUGUAAUCAGUUCAACUGAAAAUAGAACAGGUUAUCACAAUCCAACUGAAUGUAUGAAUACAUUGCACUUGCCAACACUUCAAGCUAUUCAAAUGGAUUUUAAAUAUGGAGCUGCUCAACCCAUCAUUGAAGAACCAGCAACACCAGAGCCUAUUAUUGAAGUUCCAGCAACACCAGAACCAGUCUACGAACAAGAUGUGGAAGGCACAAUUGAGAGUGCUUUCAAUGAAGAACUUGAUGAGAUUCCUACUAUCCAACUCAACAUAGAAGAGUUCACUCACAACUUGCAGGAGAUUAUGCAGCAAAACUCAGGAGUGCAUGUGGGUGAUACAUCAAAAGCAUUAGUAGCUUUGACUUCAGAUGCAGCUUCACUUCCUGAGCCUAGACUUAAAAAUGCCAACAGACUCAGAACAGAGCACAGAGUCUAUGAACUUCCAGAUUCACACCCUCUAUUAGAAAAGAUGGAUAAGAGAGAACCUGAUGAUCCUUGCCCUUACUUGCUUGCCAUAUGGACACCAGGUGAAACAGUGGACUCGAUUGAACCACCAGAGAGGCAAUGCAGCUCCCAAGGGCUGGAUACACUCUGCACUGAUGAGACAUGUUCAUCAUGCAACAGCAUAAGAGAGGCAAACUCUCAAACUGUUAGGGGCACUCUUCUGAUACCAUGCAGGACAGCCAUGAGAGGUAGCUUUCCAUUAAAUGGCACAUAUUUUCAAGUGAAUGAGGUAUUUUCUGACCAUGAAAGCAGCCUACUGCCAUUGGAUGUUCCAAGAGCAUGGUUAUGGAGCCUUCCAAGGAGAACAGUGUUCUUUGGAACAUCAAUACCAACCAUUUUUAAAGGGCUGUCCACAGAAGGGAUUCAAUACUGCUUUUGGAGAGGGUUUGUCUGUGUGAGGGGAUUUGACAGGAAAACCCGAGCACCCCGUCCCCUAGUUGCCAGAUUGCACUUUCCUGCCAGCAGAAUGCGCAGAAGGAAAGGAAACAUGGACGAAGAAUAGACAUAGAUUGCACAUGGCUUAAACAAAAGGUAAAAUUGUGAAAGUAGAAGCAGCACCAAAAUGGCAGGACAUUUGCCUGCAUGAUUUGAAAUGGGAGGAUAACUGUAUAGAUUAGAAUUGACAAAGAUGACAUGCUAAUUUGUUGAAGGAACUAAGCAACAGGCUUAACCCAUUUAUGGAAAAAUCAAUCCUUAACCUACUAUUAACACAACCAUAACCACCCAAGUAAAUGCAAGCUAAAACGUAAGGU